AUGCUCGCUGAUAGCAGUGGCGUGAUGAUUGGAGAGGACGUUUUAUCCACUGAUUCAUCAUAUGCAACUUCUCCUCUCACAAUAUCAUCGAGUUCUCCCUCUACUUCUAUAUCGCAUUCAUCAACAUCUGGAAAUCAACAAGAAACAGGCAUUCUCAACUUUUUCCGCCGUCGAAGUUGGUUUGGAUUUGGUGGAACUGCUGAGGAAUUGAAGAAAAAGCGAGAUACGGACACUGUAAAUGAAAUUAUGAAGUGCUUCCGGAAUAACGAUGUUGUUGGCAUGGAGAAAUUCAUUCAAAAUGAAACCAAGAACUUUGAGAGCAAUUCUGAAGCACUGAAGACGAGUGAUGAAUCAUCAAUGUGGUGGGAUGAUGAAGGGGUUUUUCCUCGAAAAUCUGAAUUGAGAGAAGUUCCAUUUUGUAAAAAUACUCCACACCCCAAGAAGGGCGUUUCAAAGUUGCCUCCUCGAGUUCUGAAAGCUGUUCGUUUCGAUGUCGAAAAUACUCCGGAAGAUCGAGAAAAUCGACCAUUCACUCCUCUAUUCACAAGCACACCAAAGCAUCCUGACAUUGGAAGUGAUAGUGAAGAUGAACUGAGGCCAUUGAGAGAAUGCGACUCCAACACGGUUCUUCCGCCAACCUCUGUUCUCAAUAACACAUCGUCAAUCCUACUUGCGAACACUUCAGUUAUGAUGAGCCUGAACAAGUGUCGUCAGGAAACAAUGGACGCUCUUUGCCGUGCAUUUGACAAGAAUUCCUACAAAAUCUGCUACGACGACACAGAUGAGGAGGAAGUGGAAGAAUGCAAAGAAGGAGAAGAAGCACCGACAUCUCCUCGUGUAACUUUUGUUGUGGAGAAGGAAGAUUCUGAACCGAGCAACAAGACUGUUGGUACUAGAGAUCAAAGUUUCGACACGAUGGAUACAUCCACUGAUUCAAGCAUCAUUCUCAAUCUAGAUUGCAUUGACAACUACAUUCAGCGGCUCGAUGAUGAAAUUGCUGCGGCACAUAGAUUUGCACGCGAAAAAGAUAUGGAAAGAGCGAAAGGGGCUCUGCUUCAGGCUCGAAAUCUUCAGGAACGCUUUGGACAAAUGAAUGAAGCUAUUAAUGACAUGUGCAGCAAACUUCCUGAAAUUUUGGACCAUAUUGAAGAUCACAAAAGUCAACAAAACAUCUCGAGUGUUUUCGAAGAUUCGCAAUGGAGAGAGCACCUAGGAUCGGAAGCUGGCAGUUUCGACUUGAGUGUGCUUUGA
Molecule: messenger RNA, 1251 nt
Organism: Caenorhabditis remanei
Lineage: Eukaryota; Metazoa; Nematoda; Chromadorea; Rhabditida; Rhabditidae
Exons: 3
Coding region: 1-1251 (416 amino acids)
Source: RefSeq, a predicted model, not a curated record